AUGAAUCAGAUCAAGGACAGUGAAGAGGAAGCUCCGCCCUCUAAAACCACUCUGUGUGAGGAACAUGAGGGUCAGAGGAGGAUCCAUCAACAGAGACCAGACUCUGCUGGACCUGGACCUGGACCCAGCUGUGUGUCCAUGAAGAGUGACCAGUCUAUAGAUCAUCUUAUUAACUUCAAGGAUAGACAAAAACAUGGUGAACUGAUAGUUGAUCAGCAGAGGACAGAGGUUCUCAGUGGUCAGUCUGUCCAGCAGCAUGGAGCAGACCUGGACUCCAUAUUUAAGCUGCUGGAGGAGAACGUCAUCUGCUUUGUGAAGAACGAGCUGAAGAAGAUCCACAAGGUUCUGGAUACAGAUCACACAGAAGUCUCAGAGAGUCAGAGGGAGGAUGAGGAGCAGAGGAGCAGCAGAGAGGCCUUUCUGAAGAUCACAGGGGACUUCUUAAGGAGGAUGAAGCAGGAGAAGCUAGCUGACAAAAUCAGAGCUCCAGCUUGUCGACGUGAACUCAAAUCAAACCUGAAGAAGAAGUUCCAGUGUUUGUUUGAGGGCGUGGCUAAAGCAGGAAACCCCACCCUUCUGAAUGAGAUCUUCACAGAGCUCUACAUCACAGAGGGAGGGACUGGAGAGGUCAAUGAAGAACAUGAGGUCAGACAGAUCGAAAGAGCUUCCUGGAAACCAGACAGACCAGAAACAUCCAUCAGACAAGAAGACAUCUUUAAAGCCUCAGCUGGAAGAGACGGACCAAUCAGAAGAGUGAUGACAAAGGGCGUGGCUGGCAUUGGGAAAACAGUGUUAACACAGAAGUUCACUCUGGACUGGGCUGACGACAAAAGCAACCAGGACGUACAGCUCAUGUUUCCCUUCACCUUCAGAGAGCUGAAUGUGCUGAAAGAGAAGAAGUUCAGUUUGGUGGAACUCAUCCAUCACUUCUUCACUGAAACCAAAGAAGCAGGAAUCUGCAGGUUUGAAGACUUUAAGGUGGUCUUCAUCUUUGAUGGUCUGGACGAGUGUCGACUUCCUCUGGACUUCCACAACACUGAGAUCCUGACUGACAUCACAGCGCCCACCUCAGUGGACGUGCUGCUGACAAACCUCAUCAGGGGGAAACUGCUUCCCUCUGCUCGCCUCUGGAUAACCACACGACCUGCAGCAGCCAAUCAGAUCCCUCCUGACUGUGUGGACAUGGUGACAGAGGUCAGAGGGUUCACGGACCCACAGAAGGGGGACUACUUCAGGAAGAGGUUCAGACAUGAGGAGCAGGCCAGGAGGAUCAUCUCCCACAUCCAGACAUCACAAAGCCUCCACAUCAUGUGCCACAUCCCAGUCUUCUGCUGGAUCACUGCAACAGUUCUGGAGAACAUGUUGAAAACCAGAGAUGGAGGAGAACUGCCCAAGACCCUGACUGAGAUGUACAUCCACUUCCUGGUGGUUCAGUCCAAAGUGAAGAGGGUCAAAUAUGAUGGAGGAGCUGAGACAGAUCCACACUGGAGUCCAGAGAACAGGAAGAUGAUUGAGUCUCUGGGGAAACUGGCUUUUGAGCAGCUGCAGAAAGGAAACCUGAUCUUCUAUGAAUCAGACCUGACAGAGUGUGGCAUCGAUAUCACAGCAGCUUCAGUUUACUCUUUACUCUUCAAAGAGGAGAGAGGUCUGUGCCAGGACAAGGUCUUCUGCUUUGUCCAUCUGAGUGUUCAGGAGUUUCUAGCUGCUCUUCAUGUUCAUCUGACCUUCAUCACCUCUGGAACAAAUCUGUUGUCAGAAGAACCAACAAUGAGCCAGUGGUCCAGACCGUUUAGAAAAAAAGUUAAACUUAAUCAUCUGCACCAGACUGCUGUGGACGAGGCCUUACUGAGUCCAAAUGGACACCUGGACUUGUUCCUCCGCUUCCUCCUGGGUCUUUCACUGGAGACCAAUCAGAAGCUCUUAAGAGGUCUAUUGACACAAACAGGAAGCGGUUCACAGACCAAUCAGAAAACAGUUGAGUACAUCAAGAAGAAGAUCAGUGAGAAUCUGUCAACAGAGAGAAGCAUUAACCUGUUCCACUGUUUGAAUGAACUGAACCACCGUUCUCUUGUGGAGGAGAUCCAAGAGUCCCUCACAUCAGGACACCUGUCCACAGAGACACUGUCUCCUGCUCAGUGGUCAGCUCUGGUCUUCAUCUUACUGUCAUCAGGAAAAGAUCUGGAAGAGUUUGACCUGAAGAAAUACUCUGCUUCAGAGGAGGCUCUUCUGAAGCUGCUGCCGGUGGUCAAAGCCUCCAACAAAGCUCUACUGAGUGGCUGUAACCUCUCAGAGAGAAGCUGUGAAGCUCUGUCCUCAGUCCUCAGCUCUGUGUCCUCUCGUCUGAGACACGUGGACCUGAGUAACAACAACCUGCCGAAUUCAGGAGUGAAGCUGCUGUGUGAUGGACUGAAGAGUCCUCACUGUUCUCUGGAGACUCUCAGUCUGUCAGGUUGUCUGGUCUCAAUGGAAGGAUGUUCUUCUCUGACCUCAGCUCUUAACUCAAACCCCUCCCAUCUGAGAGAACUGGACCUGAGUAACAAUGACCUGCAGGAUCCAGGAGUGAAGCUGCUGUGUGAUGGACUGAAGAGUCCUCACUGUUCUCUGGAGACUCUCAGUCUGUCAGGUUGUCUGGUCUCAAAGGAAGGAUGUUCUUCUCUGACCUCAGCUCUUAACUCAAACCCCUCCCAUCUGAGAGAACUGGACCUGAGUAACAAUGACCUGCAGGAUCCAGGAGUGAAGCUGCUGUGUGAUGGACUGAAGAGUCCUCACUGUUCUCUGGAGACUCUCAGUCUGUCAGGUUGUCUGGUCUCAAAGGAAGGAUGUUCUUCUCUGACCUCAGCUCUUAACUCAAACCCCUCCCAUCUGAGAGAACUGGACCUGAGUAACAAUGACCUGCAGGAUCCAGGAGUGAAGCUGCUGUGUGAUGGACUGAAGAGUCCUCACUGUUCUCUGGAGACUCUCAGGUCAUCAGGUUGCCUGGUCUCAGAGGAAGGAUGUUCUUCUCUGACCUCAGCUCUGAACUCCAACCCCUCCCAUCUGAGAGAACUGGACCUGAGCUACAAUCAUCCAGGAGACUCAGGAGAGAAGCUGCUGUCUGCUGGACUGAAGAGUCCUCACUGGAGACUGGACACUCUCAGGAUGGACCAUGCUGGAGAGCAGUGGUUAAAACCUGGUGUCAGGAAGUAUUCAUGUGAACUGAAACUGGACACAAACACAAUGCACAGAAAACUCAAACUGUCUGACGACAACAGGAAAGUGACCGGUGUGACAGAAGAUCAGUCGUAUCCUGAUCAUCCAGACAGAUUUAAGUUCUGUCCUCAGCUGCUGUGUAGACCUGGUCUGACUGGUCGCUGUUACUGGGAGGUCGAGUGGAGAGGAAGAGUUUAUAUAUCACUGAGUUACAGAGGAAUCAAGAGGAAAGGCAAUAGUUCUGACUGUUGGUUUGGAUAUAAUGAUCAGUCCUGGAGUCUGAUCUGCUCUGAUGUUCAUGGUUACUCUGUCUUUCACUGUGGGACACAAACACCCAUCAUGUCCUCUGUCUCUCACAGAGUAUCAGUGUAUGUGGACUGUCCUGCUGGGACUCUGUCCUUCUUCAGCGUCUCCUCUGACUCACUGAUCCACCUCCACACCUUCAGGACCACAUUCACUGAACCGGUUUAUCCUGGGUUCCUGGUCUGGCCUGGUUCCUCAGUGUCUCUGUGUCCUCUGUAGGACAUGAAGAGACAGCAGCUUCAGCGGUGGACGAGGUCAAAGCUCGUCUCAGUCAUUCUUUGUUGAAACCAUCAAUAAAUAAAGACUUAAAAAAUCAACAUGUCUGUCAUUAAGAGUUUGACUCUUUGUCUGAAGAACAUCAUCUUCUCACUGACGAGCCUUUCUGUCCCAGCAUGCAUUGCUUCUCCUCCUCCUCCUCUUCAUGCUGCCUGACAACAGCGCCCCCUGCUGCGUCUGAGCAGAACAGAA
This is a messenger RNA of Solea solea (common sole), 3960 nucleotides long. Its product is annotated as NACHT, LRR and PYD domains-containing protein 12-like. Lineage: Eukaryota; Metazoa; Chordata; Actinopteri; Pleuronectiformes; Soleidae. The coding region runs from base 1 to 3711 and encodes 1236 amino acids. The record is from RefSeq and is a predicted model, not a curated record. Gene Ontology annotation, molecular function: protein binding. The transcript is spliced from 12 exons.